This is a messenger RNA of Ochlerotatus camptorhynchus, 5581 nucleotides long. RefSeq names its product dynamin associated protein 160 (gene Dap160). Gene Ontology annotation, biological process: clathrin-dependent synaptic vesicle endocytosis; endosomal transport. The coding region runs from base 571 to 4227 and encodes 1218 amino acids. The transcript has 14 exons. Lineage: Eukaryota; Metazoa; Arthropoda; Insecta; Diptera; Culicidae. Gene Ontology annotation, cellular component: presynaptic membrane; cytoplasm; plasma membrane. Gene Ontology annotation, molecular function: calcium ion binding; protein binding; molecular adaptor activity. The record is from RefSeq and is a predicted model, not a curated record.
UCAGUAGGAAAAAUUUCUCGCGUAAAGACGGCCGAUCCAGUGAGUCGCAUCCGUGAAAAUUCCUUGAUUAUGCAGUAAUAAAAUACAAGGAACUGAGUUUUCUUUUGCCAUUCCGGAACCGAAAAGUUGAUUCUUCGGGGGAAGAUUGCUUCCGUGAACGAAAAGUGUCGUGUGAAAUUUGUGUUGAAAUGUAAAAUCGGGAGCGUUGAAAAAUCCAAUGAUAAAGGAUAAGGCAAAGUUCCACUCCUCGCUGGAAAUAAUCGAUAAUUUUACUGUGUGUGACCUAUUAGCACAUCUAGGAGCAGUGCAAGGAAUUCCAUCAGAGUGAAAAAUCGUAAAUUUUCUCAUAAUUGCAUAGGAAAACAAACGAUUUUAGGAUUUCUCACAAGUGCAAGUGAUCAGCAGAUCGCCAGGAAAGGAAAGUGAAAACAAGAGGAAAACACCCACUUUGCAGAUCGAAAGAGAGUGAAAUCAUAAUUUCUGAUAACGGGCAUAGCGUUUAUCGAAUCAUUCCCGGAGAAGUGGUUGCAGCGAGAAAGUCGAAAGAAGUUUCUUUUGCGUGAAAAAAUUAUGAAUGCAGCCGAUCCGUUCGUUAUCACGUCCCGCGAGAGGGCAAAGUAUGGGGAGCAGUUCAGGUCUCUGCAACCGGUCAACGGGGUUGUGACCGGGGCGCAGGCCAAGGGAUUCUUCCUGCAGAGUCAACUGCCGCCAUUGAUGUUGGGACAAAUUUGGGCCCUGGCUGAUACGGACUCUGACGGCAAGAUGACUCUGGGAGAGUUCAGCAUUGCUUGCAAACUGAUCAAUCUGAAGCUCCGCGGUUUUGAAGUUCCCAAGACACUUCCACCGACGCUGGUAGCUUCCCUUACUGCUGUAGGAGGCACUCCCAUUCUGACACCGACGUCUGGUCUUAGCCCGCUGGACCCGUUGAAAUCACUCGGGAACUCAAUCACCAAUAUGCCACCAGCAAUCCCACCACAGCCGAUCAUGGCACCUCAUGCAGUUCCGCAUGCUAUCGUCCCCCCUAUGAUGAGCAAUCAGAUGUCUGGUAUGGUCCAGCAACCGUUGAUUUCCACUGGUCCACCAGCCAGACCAUCCAUUCCACCGCAGCCCUUGAUUGCUACUGCAGCUCAACCUCCACUUAUCCCGAUGCAACCGUUGAUCCCGCAAACCGGAGCUGUCCCACCUCAGUACUCGGGAUCUAUUCCGCCAAUGAUGCCUCCCCAACCACAGCAGCCUCUUAUCGCAGGCCUCGGAGGUAUGUCAUCCUAUCAGCCGACACCUGCUCCAACGGCUGGUGUAGGAAUUGUCAAACCGUUGAUUGAUCCUAUCGGCGGAAUCUCAAGUCCUCCAUUAGUCGCCGGUCUUCCACCGGUCAUGUCGAUGCAAUCAGCAAUGGGAGGCAUUCCGCAUACUGCGGGGGUGAUGCCGGCUGCCGUUCCGGCUCCACCUACACCACCGCAAUCAGGUGGUGGAACUCCACAUCGAUCAAUGUCGAUUUCCGAACGUGCACCAUCCAUCGAAUCUCCUCAAUCCGAAUGGGCCAUCAAAGGGCAAGCCAAGCUUAAGUACACCCAGCUCUUCAACACUACUGAUCGUAACCGGAGCGGCCAUCUCACAGGUCCGCAAGCGCGAAAUAUUUUGGUCCAAUCGAAGCUUCCGCAAGCGGCGUUGGCUCAGAUUUGGGCUCUAGCCGAUAUGGAUUCCGACGGCCGGCUAGGUUGCGAAGAGUUCGUUCUCGCCAUGUACCUUUGCGAUCUGGCACUGCAGGGUGAGAAGAUUCCGACCGCAUUGCCACCGGAGCUGAUUCCACCUUCCUUCCGAAAGACAACAUCCCGCCAUGGAUCGGUCGUAAGCUCACGGCACGGUUCGGUUUCAUCGCAAGGGGGCGCACCGGUCCACGCUGCCAACAUGGAAGCUCUGGAUCCCCUGUCCGGAUUGCCGCAGUCUUCCUUUGAGGACAAACGUAAAGAAAACUAUGACAAAGGCCAGGCGGAGUUGGAUAGAAGGCGCAAAGCUUUGAUGGACAUUCAGAAGAAGGAACAAGAAGAGCGUGAUCGCAAAGAACGCGACGAGCAGGAGAAAAUUCGCAAGGCAAAAAUGGAAGCCGAGCUCAAGAAGCAACAGGAGCUGGAAAAGGAACUACAACGUCAGCGGGAGCUCGAACAGGAGCGCGAGGAACAACGUAACCGGGAACUGGAGAAAAAGGAGUUGGCUAGAAAAGAAUUGGAGAAGCAACGUCAGCUCGAGUGGGAGGCUCAGAAGAUAUCAGAAAUGCAACAGCAACGGCAACGUGAGCAGGAGAAUGUGCUGAAAUUGAAGUCCCAAAAUCAGUCGCUGAGUGUCGAACUGAGUACUUUCAACGAAAAGAUCAAGGAACUGUCGCAGAAGAUCUGCGAUACUCGUGUUGGUGUUAGCAACGUGAAGAGCACCAUCGACGGUAUGCGCACUACCAGAGAUACCCAGAUGAGCGACAUGGCUCAGCUGAAGGCUAAGGUAAAGGAUCAGAAUCAACGGCUGGUUCAGCUUAGUCAGGAAAAGGCCAAACUGGAUUCUAAGAACAAAUCUGGCGAAACGGAUAGUCAGCUGCAAUUCUCGAACAAACAGAUAAUUAUCCAGCAGCUGAAAGAUAAGCUAGAAAAUACAAAGCAACAAAUUGAGAAUAAGUCCACUGACAUUGAUAUCAAUAGCAACCAACUGACAGAACUGAAAUCUCAACUGACCGAUUUGAUUGAUUCAUGUGAAAAGUUAUACAUGGAGUAUGACAUACAGAGGAUCCAGAUCUUGGAGAUGAAGAACAAUCGCAAGAACGAAUCCUACACCAGCGCGUGGGAUACAUCUAACGCGUGGCCGGUGAAUGAUGAACCCCCGGCAGCGGUGGUAGAAACGACGGCGGUAGAAACGGUGGUCCCAAGCGAAGAUGUCAAAACACCACAGGGCUAUGUCAGGUAUCGUGCCAUAUAUGAGUUUAGUGCGCGCAACGCGGACGAGAUUACAUUCCAACCGGGUGAUAUUGUGAUGGUUCCACUGGAACAGAACGCCGAGCCGGGAUGGCUAGCUGGAGAGAUCCAUGGACACACUGGCUGGUUCCCUGAAUCGUAUGUGGAAAAGGUCGAUAGCAAUCUAAACACUGUCGUGGCACCGGUACCAGAAGCAAUCGCCUAUACGGAACCAGCCGCUAUCACUUAUUCAGAACCCACCUCCACCAUCACCACCACAACCGCCAAUGAAGUAGAAGGUACAUCAAUAGAAGCAACAAGAUAUGAUAGUUUUGAAAGUAACACUGUUUGUAACAAUAAUGUUGUUGAUGAACAAUUUGCAGCGACUUAUAACGGAGACGUCGAACAUUAUAUUGCUUGUUACGCGUAUCAAUCGGCUGAAAUUGGUGACCUGGUGUUCGACACCGGCGAGAUCGUAGCUGUCACCAAAAAAGAUGGCGACUGGUGGACUGGUAAUAUUGGCAAUCGCACUGGCAUCUUCCCCUCGAAUUAUGUACAAAAGCAGGAAUCUGUAAGUACUGCCCUAGAGACCAGUAGUGAGCCUAGUGUUGUAGAACCCGAACAGCAAGAGAUAAUCAACGGUAAUCAACAGCAAGUAGAAGAACGGGUAAUCGAAUCGACUCGCAAGCAAUCGACAUCGACACAGGAUGCAGAGGAAGCUCGAAAUCAAGCUGAGGCUGACUCGGAGGUAUCCCAAAUCAAUACUCAACCACCACCAGCGCCAGCAGCAAACGAAGAAAACAUUCGCUAUUCAUCGAUGUCCUCAGCCACCCCGAGCUUACGGAAAAAGGGCGAAGUUGCACAAGUCAUUGCUCCGUACGAGGCUACUAGUUCGGAACAGUUGUCGCUGACCCGUGGUCAGCUUAUCAUGAUUAGGAAGAAGACUGACUCUGGCUGGUGGGAGGGUGAACUACAGGCCAAAGGACGACGAAGACAAAUCGGUUGGUUCCCGGCAACAUACGUGAAGAUCCUGCAGGGUGGGCGUAACAGUGGUCGUAACACGCCGGUGUCGGCCAGCAAAGUGGAACUAAACGAAACCAUUCUCGAUAAAGUAAUAGCACUGUACCCGUACAAAGCCUUGAACGAUGACGAGCUUUCAUUCGAGAAGGACGACAUCAUUAGCGUGAUGGGCCGGGACGAACCGGAAUGGUGGCGUGGUGAACUGAACGGAACAACGGGCCUCUUCCCCAGUAACUACGUUGGCCCAUUUGUGACGUCAGGCAACGUAUAACGAGAAUCGAGGACAACUACCGUUUCCUAUGGUUUGAAUAGAACUAGCACCACCAUCCCCACUAGGGAGGACAGCAUCAAUAAUAAUAACUACUACAAUAGCGACAACAACAAUAACAACAAUAAUCGACCGAUGUUAUUGAUUCAAGUGAGGACUCGAAAAUAAACACAAAAUGAGCACUAUAAAGUAUGUAUAUGUAUGUGUAUUAUUAUCAUUCACGAAUAUAGUAUUUACAACAAAAAACAAUCGACACCUGCCCUGUGGUCCUUAAAUCUUGAAGGUAAGGUGCGAUGUCAAUGUAACCCAUACAUGCUAUUCGUAGUAAGCAAUCAGGAAGUCAACUUGUAUUCCGUUUAGUUUCAAAAUUAGGUCCCGCUAGCAUUCCAUUGCUGCGUCUUUACGAGUGUCUACAUCUAAGCCGGAUGGACGACCGAAUGGUUAUGGCUUUCGAUAGUGAUCAUUCCGCAAGAAUAAAUAUUCCUCUAUUAUAGCUCGUAUCAUAUCGGACCCAUGCGUACUGAAAAUUCACUUGUUCAUUGUUACUAUAAGGAUGUUAAGUAUUUAUUAUAGAAAGUUAUAGAUCGUUUCCAAUCCUAACUAUACGCAAGCAAUGGAUGGUCCCAUUUGAGAUUAUGUUCGAACUUGUUGAAAGCAACCUAAAGUGGCAGUAUUCACUGAUCGACGGAUAAGAUUAUGUACUCUCAAAAAAUAAAGCAAAAAAAUAAUCAAUCAGCUUUACUGAAGCUUGCUGUUCUCCAAUAAAGGUUCGUCAUCAUUAUUAGUCUGAUAAGUGUUUGGUAGCUUCAAAUUUUAUUGUUGUUAUGUUCUCUAAAAUCUCGAAAAUUACUAUCAUGUUUAUAAACGCAGUACUUAGGUAUGAUUACGCUCAAAACUUGUACAGAACCGAUAUUAUGUCUUAUGUUUUGCAAUUUAUGAUAUUUUCAAAAACUUACAACAUUUCAGUACAAAAAUAUAUUGAUUUUAUAAAUCUAACAACAAACAUACAAUUCAAAGCUGAUGCCACCGCAAAAACAGAAACAGUGCUCUACCGGAGUAGUUUUUAAAGUAUUGCUAAUUACUAUGUUGUAUCAAGAAACAAGUGUGAGGAACUAUACUAGAGGCAAACACAUAAAUAAACAGCCACCACAUUCCAUGUAUGAGUUAUCGAAUAGAAAUUAAAAAAAAGCAAACCAAAAAUGCUACCAAUAUACCUAGGUCAAGCUGUAUUCCGAAAUCGAAUCAAUUACAGUGACAUGUAAAAUAACGUACAGGAACAAUGAAAAAGGAAUGUUUAACAAAAUGAGAUAAUAAUUGAAACUAUGAAAAUACAACCAAGUUAAUUCUCCACAGCAGA